AAUCACAGCACAGUAGUGGGAGAAAAAUAACGCAGCUAGUCGGUUCUACCAAAGAUGGUUGACACACGAAGGCGGCCACGUAACGACGAGUAAAUUCAGAGCCGAUAACGUUUGCUACUCAGCACGGCAGAUACGUUUUAAUGUCCUAAACUUACAGUGCUUAUUUUUUGGCCGAAAUGGAUGGUGUGGAAAUUACAGACGUCAAUGACGGUGACCAGCGGGAUCAUGUGAAGAAGGCGCCCCUCCAAAACCAGGAUCUGAGUUCUGUCAGCGUGAAUGUUGGAGAGCUGCUGGCCCAGUAUGGGUGGUGUCUGCUGGUUGUGACUGUGCUGGUCUACCUGCUCAUCCAGCACCUGAACAAGAAGAAAUCCAGCCGGAGCAGCUCAAGCCCGCCAACACUGCAAGAUGCUGCGUUGGUGGCCAGAAAUCAAGAGGCCAUGGAAAUGGCUCGGAGAAAGAUGCAAGAGGAGCUCGAUGCCAAAGCAGCCGCCUUCAGAGAAAAACAGAAACAGCAAGAAGAAGAGAAGAGGAGGCAGAAGAUAGAGAUGUGGGAAUGUGUGCAACAAGGAAAGAGUUACAAAGGAACUGCAAAGCUU
Micropterus dolomieu (smallmouth bass) is the source of this 596-nucleotide messenger RNA. RefSeq names its product selenoprotein S-like. The annotation marks the transcript as partial. Gene Ontology annotation, cellular component: endoplasmic reticulum membrane; Derlin-1 retrotranslocation complex; Derlin-1-VIMP complex. The record is from RefSeq and is a predicted model, not a curated record. Lineage: Eukaryota; Metazoa; Chordata; Actinopteri; Centrarchiformes; Centrarchidae. The transcript has 4 exons. Gene Ontology annotation, biological process: endoplasmic reticulum unfolded protein response; retrograde protein transport, ER to cytosol.